GUGAUCAUCAAUUGCUGACGUCAUAGACCCAUCAAACGUCAAAAUAACUCGCUGCUCAAGGUUUAGUCGACUCCAAGCUCCCGGUCGACUGAUAUCUACCGAUUACCUCCUCCUGUAGGCUGGCUGAAGUAAUACUCAAGUAUUCACGGGCUCUUGAACUGUAGCUUGUCUUCGGCAAGUUUCUAUCGACCCCGAAAAUCGGAAUUAUAGGUCUCGUGUGCCCAGAUCCAACAAUCUUACUAGUUUGACAAGUACAAGAUACGAUGUCUGGGAAACAUGUUACGUUCAUCCUUGUGGUCUUUCUCUGGCACUACGGAAGUUCCCAAGUUCAUCCGCAAGUUCGUCUAGCCGGAGGCUGGGAGCCUCAUUCAGGUCGAGUUGAAGUUUUCUACAAUGGAAACUAUGGAACAGUGUGUGACGAUAAUUGGAGCAUUGAAGCAACGCACGUCGUCUGUAAGGAACUUGGUUUCAGAAAGGGGGAGACGUUCCAUUACGAUGGCAGAUAUGGCCCAGGAGGUGGGGAAAUUUUAUUGGAUAACACACAUUGCAAUGGCGAUGAACUGUCAAUUUUCGAUUGUGAGCAUAAUCCUAUUGGGCGCCAUGAUUGCAGUCACGCUGAAGAUAUUGCUGUCACAUGUGUUCCAUUACCGAUAACGGAGCCACCCCCACCGCCUAAAGAAAGAUUUGAACUCCGCUUGAGAAGUAAAAACGACGUGGAACCCAUUAAUGAAGGAAUACUUGAGAUGAAUUUGGGGAACAAUAAAUGGCGUACAAUCUGCGCAGAUGAUUGGAAUCUCGAUGCAGCUAAAGUUGCGUGCGGUGAAUUAGGAUUUAGUAAAGCUUACAAACCUACAAAGAAAUAUAGUAAUAAAGAUUACAGAAGAAAAAGCAUGAUACGAACAGGUAUCCAGUGCAUAGGAACUGAGAAUUUGCUGUCGGACUGUGAAAUUGAAGAACUUGAACAUAGAAAAUAUUGUAAAUCACGACGAGCAGUUGCUUUGAAAUGCGAAACAGCUGAAUAUGGACAUAAAUACAGCAAUAGACCGAACCCAGUAGGUACAGGAAAGAAGAAUAAUGAUAAGAAAAAGAAUGCUACUCAAGAGGUACAAUCUACGCAAGGAAAUUAUGAACCAGAGGUACGAUUAAAGGCAGGCGCUUACAUUGGUGAGGGUCGUGUAGAGGUUUACCAUGCUGGCAAAUGGGGGACUGUGUGUAAAACUGGUUGGGACCUUGGCAGUGCUAGCGUAGUCUGUAGACAGCUUGGAUUUGGAUCAGCUAAAGAAGUUAUUUUUGAUGCUGGAUUCGGACAAGGAAUUGGUCCUGUCUGGCUCUGGGACAUGUAUUGUAAGGGAAACGAAAAAUCUAUUUUAGAUUGUUACCAUGGGAUAUGGAAUGGAAGUUCGUGCACACAUUACGAUGACGUAGGUGUAAGAUGCAAUGUGCCAAAACACGAUCUGAAAAAGAACGUUCGUAUAGUCAAUGGUCGAUGGGGGUCAGAAGGGCGUGUAGAGGUAAUGGUGGGUAAUUCGUGGGGCUAUGUUUGUGGUGAUACAUGGGAUAUGGUGGAUGCGUUAGUAGUGUGUCGUCAACUGGGAUUGGGGUAUGCAAGGCAGGCGUUACCAACAACAUACUAUUAUGGCAGUAGGCUUAGAGGAGCCAUGAUAAUGGGUGAUGUACAUUGCACAGGUAAAGAAUGGAGUUUAAUGGACUGUCCUCACACGAUUAGGGCCAACUUCACAUGCAGUUCACCAACAAUGCGUGCUGGAGUCAUAUGCGAUGUGGCACUUCCCGACGUGGUCUUAGAUGUACACAGACUCAGAGAGUAUCUUUACCUGCAAGACAUGCCACGACAUCUUCUAAAAUGUGCUGCAGAAGAAGGAUGUUUAUCCAGUGUUCCUGACAAAUAUGGUGGAUCUAGGCGAUUGCUGCGAUUCUCAACUGUCAUUUUGAACCGAGGUUUAGCUGCGUUUAAACCAUUCUUGCAACGUAACGACUGGGUGUGGCACGCAUGUCAUCUCCAUUAUCACAGCAUGGAAGUAUUCUCAACAUACGACUUGAUUAGUCGAGAUGGAGAGAAGGUCGCAGAAGGACAUAAAGCGAGUUUCUGUCUAGAGGACACCGAAUGUGAUCCCGGACACACUAAACGAUUUACUUGUACAACAGAACAAGGAAUCUCUGUUAAUUGUAAAGAUAAUUACAAGCAUAGCAUAGAUUGUCAAUGGAUAGAUCUUACAGGGGUCGAAUCAGGAAACUAUAUUCUUAAGAUUCAUGUUAAUCCAGACAAAUUUGUAGGCGAGACAGAUUAUGACAACAAUGAAAUUCAGUGUGAGUUGUAUUACAGCGGAUAUAGCGUGUCUCCAGGUCGAUGUCAUUACAGUUACGAUCUUUAAUGUCAGCCGUUUUAAGAAACCAAACUAGAGACCAACAGACAAAUGUAGCCAUUAUAUAUGGGAAGCAACACAGGAUGAAGAACGAUUAAUAAACACCCUUAAUGUUCAAAGGUUGAGGUUAAAAGACGUUAUAAAUAGAUAAUUUCAGAGCAGUGGAUGUACCAUUGAUGUUGUUUAGACCGGAUAACAAGCAAUGUACCAGCAUACCGAGUUUACCGAGAAGAUUAGCAGUGGACAUAAAUUAGAAAGAAAUCAAAAUUUUCCGUUUUCAUUCUCUUUUAUACCACAAGAAUCUUUGCUGUCUCUAAUAUCUAAAAUUUUAAAUACCGUAGUUCAAUACAGUAUCUCUUUUUUAAAAGUCUAUAAAUUUAUUUUAGUGAUGGAAACAUGUUAUUAUUAAAACGUAACACUCCAUAAAACUUAUAGUUGUUUGAUUCAAGAAAUAUAUGAGGAUAUUAAGGAUACACGUAUAUGAUUAAUUUGUUGAGAAAAUCGGAUUAUAUUACAAUAGUAAUAGAUCGAUGAGUCAACAUAUCUAUUAAUGCAUCCAUCCAUUUUUUCUGUCUGUCUGCUCCUUUUCCAUUUGUGCACUUUUAUGAUUCAAGAAACAUAUGUUAAGGAUACAGUAUAUAGGUCCAUAUUAUUCUUACUUUAUUGAGGAGAUUAGGUAAUAUAACAAUAAUUGAUCGAUUGAUUCUAUCCAUCCUUUAUCCAUUUUUCCAUCCAUCCAUCCACCUAUCUAUCCAACUAUUCACCUAUCUUAUUGAUAUCCAUCGGUCGUUAGAUUGACCUGAGCACUCAAAUUAAUUAACACUAUUUUUAGACUUUUCAUAUACUGUACUUAUAUUUUUAUUUAUUUGUCAACAUAAUUUAUUUCUUUUUUAUUUCUUUUUUAUUUUAUAUUAAUGACUUUGGUGUAGACUUGGCGUAGUUUGUAUAUAAAAUCAUUUUUAUAGCUUUUUCAUUUCCUGAAUGGGUGGGCAUUAUAUAAGCCUUUAGUUAAUAAAGUAUUGUAAUGUCAAACUGA
Molecule: messenger RNA, 3417 nt
Organism: Anneissia japonica
Lineage: Eukaryota; Metazoa; Echinodermata; Crinoidea; Comatulida; Comatulidae
Product: lysyl oxidase homolog 2B-like
Exons: 13
Coding region: 264-2390 (708 amino acids)
Biological process (GO): peptidyl-lysine oxidation
Cellular component (GO): membrane
Molecular function (GO): protein-lysine 6-oxidase activity; copper ion binding
Source: RefSeq, a predicted model, not a curated record